This is a messenger RNA of Triplophysa dalaica, 2443 nucleotides long. Its product is annotated as sterol 26-hydroxylase, mitochondrial. Gene Ontology annotation, cellular component: mitochondrial inner membrane. Gene Ontology annotation, biological process: C21-steroid hormone biosynthetic process; cholesterol metabolic process; cellular response to peptide hormone stimulus. Gene Ontology annotation, molecular function: monooxygenase activity; iron ion binding; oxidoreductase activity, acting on paired donors, with incorporation or reduction of molecular oxygen. The transcript has 9 exons. NCBI's taxonomy places the organism in Eukaryota, Metazoa, Chordata, Actinopteri, Cypriniformes, Nemacheilidae. Bases 92 to 1681 code for a protein of 529 amino acids. The record is from RefSeq and is a predicted model, not a curated record.
UCUCUCACAGAGUUCAUUCAAGUUCAUAUGACAACAGACCGGGUGCCUCUACAGAGCAGCACUCUGCCGGCUGCGCACUUCGGGAUCAGACAUGUUUUCAAAAUCAUUGCUUAAGACGGGCUUCUAUUUACGCAGGACUGAAAAUAGCGGAAUAAAAUGCAUGUUGUCGGCAUUCCUCAGCACCGAAAAUCCGACGCACAGUACCUUGAUAGAUGGUGAUAAACAAAAAACGAUGGAUGAUUUGGGUGGACCUAGCUUUCUAACAUCCUUAUACUGGCUAUUUGGAAAAGGUUAUUUCAAUAAGACACAACAAAUGCAGAUAGAGCACAAAAAAAUAUAUGGUCCGCUCUGGAAGUCCAAAUAUGGGCCACUGGUGGUUGUUAAUGUGGCCCGUGCAGAUCUCAUAGAAGAGGUCCUGCGACAAGAGGGUCGCCAUCCGAUCCGCACUGAUAUGCCCCACUGGAGAGGCUAUCGACAACUCCGAAAUCACGCUUAUGGGCCCCUCACAGAAAUGGGAGCAGAAUGGCAGCGAAUCAGGAGCAUACUGAACCCUCGCAUGCUAAAGCCCAAACAUGUUUCCUCCUACACUAAUGCCAUAAAUGACGUAGUGAGCGACUUUAUUGAGAAAGUGGACUGGCUUCGGAGAACAAAAGGCAAUGGCGUAAUGGUACACGACGUGGCAGGAGAAUUAUACAAGUUUGCCUUCGAAGGAAUUUGCUCAGUGUUGUUUGAGACUCGAAUGGGCUGUCUGAAUGAGGUAGUUCCAGAGGAAACACAGAAGUUUAUCUUCUCUGUUGGGGAAAUGUUUCGCCUCUCACCCAUCCUCGUCCUCUUCCCUAAAUCUGUGUGGCCCUACAUGCCUUUUUGGAAGAGUUUUGUGUCUGUGUGGGACCAUUUGUUCAAAGUUGCGGAAGAACUGGUGCAGAAGAAGAUUAUUGAGAUUCAGGAAAGGGUGAAAGAAGGGAAGCCAGUGGAGGGAGAGUAUCUCACACACCUGCUGGUCAGCGAGCAGAUGUCAGUCACUGAAAUAUUGGGAAGCAUCACAGAGCUUCUGUUGGCUGGAGUUGACACAACGUCAAACACUAUUUCCUGGGCGCUUUAUCGCUUAGCCCAAGAGCCAGAGAUCCAGCAGAAGCUGCAUGAAGAGGUUGUAAGUGUCUGUCCUGGUGACGCGGUGCCCUGCAGUGAUGACAUCAACAGGAUGCCUUUGCUAAAGGCCGUCGUAAGAGAGACGCUUCGUUUAUAUCCGGUGGUUCCAGGGAAUGCUCGCGUCGUUGCUGAAAAUGAAAUAGUGGUGGGCGAUCAUCUCUUUCCAAAAAAUACUUUGUUCCAUCUUUGCCACUUCUGCGUGUCCUAUGAUGAGACUGUGUUUCCCGAUCCUUAUGCCUUCCUACCACAGCGAUGGAUCCGGGGGCAAAAGCAGCCAAAUCAACACCCCUUUGGUUCUGUUCCAUUUGGCUUCGGUAUCCGUGCCUGCCUGGGCCGCAGAGUGGCUGAACUGGAGAUGCACCUCCUCUUAUCACAGUUAAUUAAACACUAUGAGGUGCUGCCAGAUCCUUCAGGAAAAAGUGUGAAACCGAUCACACGAACUCUGCUGGUCCCAGCCACAUCCAUUGACCUUCAGUUUGUUAACAGGCCAAAUGAUCCGCAACAACCUGUCAAAACAAGUGCUUCGGUAUAGGAAAACAUGCACAUCUUGAAUCGAUUUCCCACUAGCUGAGGUUGUUCUUCACACACUACCAUCAAAUUAAUUUAAGCGUUUAAACUAAAUACAUAGCCUUGUUUACACAACACUUAAUUGUAGUUGUUUACUGCUGCCAUGUAAAUAGCAUCCUGCAAUGCCAUGAGUAAUUUUUUUAUUUAUGAUAAACAAAAACUUAUUAUAAAAUAGAGCUGUAAAUGUUAUCUAAUGUUUUGGCAUUUCAUUGUAUAAAUAGUAUUGUUUUAAUAUAAUCUUUAGCCAUGUAACUGCCAAACGCUGAGACUGUGACAUAUUUUUUUAGAUCCUGUACAGAUACAGCCACCUUUUUUAGUGAAAACUUAAUAAAUUCUUAAUAAAAAGAAUGUGACAAUUUAACUCUUUCAUGGCAAGAAAGAUACAUUUUUUUUAACUUUCAACACCUAUCCUUAGUUUGCAUGAAAUCUUGUUACAAAUCAAUUUGCAGUAAUAUAUACUGAUGCCCCCUUGUGGCAAAAAAUGUAAAUGCAAUACAUCUUUUCAAAUUGUCCUGUUUUAUUAGCAUGUAGAGAGGUGCAGGUUAUGGGUUUAUUUUCUGAAAAAUCACUGCUGUUUUAUAAUUCAAAUACCUAACAAUAGCCUCAACCACAUGGCUUACUGCUGAUUUCAUUGUAACAUGCUGUCAUGAAUGUAUUAGAUGUUUCUGAUUAAUUGAUGUAUGAAUUACAAAUGGAAUUUUCAAUUCAAAUAAAUAUUCAUUGUUGA